AUGACGUCAGCUUCACUGGUCGGCUCCUAUGUCGUGCUACAGAUAAAUGCGAGGGCAAUGGUGGCCGAGUACGCGGACUCGCCCAUACUCGCCCUCGCGAAGGCUCUGGGCACCCAGAAGUACGUUGCGCUCGUCGAAAAGGAAGUCCGCGUCGCCUCGUGUUCGGAUGAACCGAUGUGGCGCGUGUACCGCGUGUCCUUCGUCGGCCGCCACCCCCGCCUGCGCCCGGGGCUGUCUGGAUCUAGCUCACCCUCGCCCGACGGGUGCCUCCCUAUCUACCCUGCAACUCCGUCAUGCCACGAGACGGCGUACGCCCCCGUCCAUCCCUCCAAGGCGUUCCCAAAAGGCGACUGCUGUCACCGCCCCGAGCUCGAGACGUUCAUCCGCGUCCACCGACAGCCGCAUCACGUCCCACCACAAUGGAGGCUCUCCGACGAACAGAUCGCGCGCGUUACCGCGAUGCGGGAAAGCGCUGACCCCAGCAUCACCGGAUCAGAGGCGUCGUACGUCCAGGUGUUCACGCCGACCUCGCACAUCACGAGCACAAGCGCGGCCGAGACAUCAGUGUCCGAGCUCUUCGAUAGAGCUGAGAUGCGCAAGAGGCACGACACGAUGGACUCGGGAAGCGUAUACUCAUCAACCACCGCGUCGACGUCGACGUCGGUUGUCGUGCUGCUCGAGGCGCCGAGCGCGAGCCAGCUCGCGCUGACUCUUGAGUGCGACGCUUACCUGGACGAUAUCCCGCUCGUCGACGUCAGCUUCGAUAUCUCCGAGCUCGCCACGAUCCCAGACCCGGCGGAGUUCCUCGAAGAGCGCAACGUCGUUGCACAACUAGUCCGCAAAGCGGAGACACGAGAACGCAACUCGCCCGCGCCCUCUAUCCACACCGCAGACGCGCGCAGCGCGUUCGACGUCGAGUCCCGCCGACCCAGCCUCUCCCGCUGCCAGUCAUACCGGUCGCAGACCCAGCGCACGGUCACCUCCCGCGCAGCUUCACCGCUCGCCGCCCCACCGAUCCCACCACUCCCGCCGAUCCCAGCAGGCCCAGCGAAGUUGCGUAAAUCCCGCUCGCGCGCGUCGUACAAGCAGAUCCGCGCCGAUGCGCGUUCUAUACGCUCCGAAAGGAUCUCUCGGAAGAACUCGUCCGACGGGUCGCGAUCGGAUACGGUAAAGGAAUUUGGUGAGGGGAGGGAGCGCAAGAGAGGUGACUCCUUCAACUCCUAUUCUGUCCUUUCCUAUCCAGGCGACGCUCAUGGCGUUGCCUUGACAGAGAGGACGCUCGUCGAGUGGCUCGCUGCGUUCGCGGAGAAGCCGGUGAUCAUAUUCAGGAGGCCUGCCCGGGCUGUUAGGCGAUGGGUGCGGUGCAUAGUGCUAAGGAGCCGCAGGGGGGACAAAGCGAGGGCGAAGUUGUCGUAUCAGCUUGGAGAGGAUUCUGGCUUGCACAAGUGA
Dichomitus squalens LYAD-421 SS1 is the source of this 1449-nucleotide messenger RNA. RefSeq lists its product as uncharacterized. Lineage: Eukaryota; Fungi; Basidiomycota; Agaricomycetes; Polyporales; Polyporaceae. The record is from RefSeq and is a predicted model, not a curated record. The transcript has 4 exons. The coding region runs from base 1 to 1449 and encodes 482 amino acids.